GCAGUUCGCUUUCCUAGCGAGAGAGAUACACGCUGACGGAAGUCCUUUAGGGGAUCAUUUUAACGGUAUUGGUGGCUGAUCGGGAACUGACAAGUAUGGACCCUUCUGAUCCAGAUAAAAAAGAGGUCCGGCGGCCAAUGAAUGCUUUCCUUAUUUUCUGCAAGCGACAUCGGUCAAUGGUGAGAGAAAAGAACCCAAAUCUAGACAACCGGAAUGUAACACGUAUCCUUGGUGAUUUGUGGGCAAACCUAAAGGAGGAAGAGAAAACACAGUACACAGAUUUAGCCAAGCAGUAUAAGGAUGCCUUUAUGAAAGCCAACCCUGAUUAUAAAUGGCACAACCCAGAGAAAGGAAUGCACCCCGCUGGCCUGCUACCAAGGUCCCCAACAAAAGGCAUGGGACAUGAAAACUUUGACUUUUCAAGAGCUGACCAGUCAAUUACUCCUGGGAAGUUAGCAGAUCCUUCUGACAUGGGUGGGUUGAGUCUGUUAUUUAUGGCUGGUCAACAAAAUCCAUCCAAACCAACCACUGUAAUCCCAGCAGUGCAGCCUACCAGAGAAAAGAUGACCAAUAUGGAGACUGGUAGAAUGUUACCUCAACAAACUCAGCAUGUGAGUGGAUCAGACCAGGAACACAGCCCAGAGAAAGAGGACAAAAAUACUGUUGUAGCUUGUGGAAAAAUGGUCAUGGACUCUAUCAUUGAUCAGCUGUAUUACUCAAAAUCAGACAAUUCACUAGUGGAACAAAGGAGUGGACAGUUUACCAUGCUGACAGAUAAACAGAGGGAAAGGUCACUUCUCCAUGACCUCUCUGUAUCUAGGGAUGAAAUGGAGAGGAAGUUGCUUCUUAAUCAACAGAUGUGUCUGGGGUCUGGGGUGGAUCCAGCUAAGAGUUCAUGGAUGGAUCCUAGAAGGUCUGCUAUGCUGAAUGACUCUGAUAUGAUGAAGAAUGAGAUGUCAGCAUGGUCUGGAUAUAAAAGAAAAAGGUGUUAUUCUGAAGGUUUUAAAGACACACCAGAAAUGAGCACCUUGCAGCCUUUUGUGAAUCCUUAUUACAAGAAGGCCGGGGAUUCAAGCAGUGAUGUAAUGGAUGAUGAAGGAGAAAAUGACCUUCAGCCUGUGAGGAAGUCCAAACGUCGGAAUAGAGGGCAGCGAUAUCAGGAGCUGAUUAACGAAGGGAUCAUACAGCCCUCUAAAGACAGGCAAACCAUCACCAAGUCACCGGAGGAGGCAGCCAGAGAGGAGCAGAUGACUUUACAGAGAGACAGUGAAUUCAGGGAAGAGGAGCAGAUAAAUCUGAAUCCAAGAGAGCACCUGCGGUUUGACGUUCUGUCUGUUUAUCCUAGACAAAUUAGGAAGAGAACACAAUCAGAGUCUGAGAAGAUCCGCCUAGAAGACAGUAGCAGAUACAAAACCGGGGAUUUUGACUUGGAAGCCCACAUAGCCACUCUUCCUGCCUGCUCUUUAGAGAAGGUAGCUAAACCAAAGAAGACAGCUCCAAAACCGAGGACCACAUCAGAAAGCCGUACUUCCUCUAUAAGCAGUGACAGUAACUCUGCACCUGAAAUAAAGUUGAUCAUACCACCUCAUCUGAAAGUAAAAGCAGAGGAUCUUCCUUCUGAGCCAGUUGUGGGCAGCAGAAAAAGGAAAGCCAGAAAGCACUCCAUAACACACCUAAUGCCUGUUACCACAGAGCAGAAAAGAAAUGAACUUGUUGAUACUACAAUCAACAAAAAAGAGGAAAGUUCAAAGGCUGAUCCUAUUGACGAGACCAAACAAAGUAAAUCAGAAGAGGGGACUAACUUUACAGGAAUUAAAAAACAGAGUGAAAAUGUUGACAGUGAAAAUAACAAUAACACUUCAGACAUACGAGAAGCAAAAUUAAAUAACCAGGAGGAAAAUGUAUAUAUUCAGGAAAGUGUGGGAGAAGGUGCAGAGGACAUUAAACCAAAUGACACUGUUACAGAUAAGCAGACAGACAGACAGGGUGUGGACCCACUCACUAAUCCAUCUGUCCAUCAGGAAAAUUCUCCACCUGGGGAUAAUAGUGUUCAUUUGACUGAUGAAGAACAAAAUAAUUAUCUAGAAAAAGGUUGUGAUGAAGUCCUUGUUGGGGUUGGGAAUCAGAUUCCUUUGGGAGGUGUGGAAGAUGCUAGUCAGAAAGAGGUUGUGAAUCUUGAUAUGAUAAGUAAUGUGAGUGUUGCUGGCAGUACUUACAGGGAUCUCUCACCGGAGAACUCUGUAGACUUUGAUCAAUCUAGUGACUUUGACAGAAAGGAGGUAGAAGAGCAAUCCUUAGAUGAAGAUAUUUCUAACUCCUCCGGAAAAGAGGAAAAAACUUUAGUGAGUGAAGAUGAAGUGAAGGACGGAUGUGGUGAUGAUGAGGUUACUGGUGAAGAUCCUUGUUAUCUUCAGACAGACACUAAAAAUGAAAACCAAGGGAUAUCUCAAGGAAGUCUUGGACAACCAUGUGAAAGCCAGGUUGCAGAGGUGAUCAGUUUCCACAUGGAUGACACCAGAGGUGAAAGGUCGCAGGUCACAAUACAGAAUAGCCCUCUGCCCACAGCUGUUGUCAACUCUUAGUGGGUUGUUGAGACUGCUGACAAAUGUUUGCCUUUAUAGCUAGUAUACCCAUACAUUUGUCAGCCACUGUUAUUUAAUGUUGAGAUAUUUAAGUUGAACCUGUUAAAACUGUUCAAGGAAUUCGUUGUUAUUAAAGUCUGGUUUGUUACGAAAAAAGAAUAUAUCAGAAUGCCUGUCAUUAUAAGGUGUUCUGAUGCAUGUUUUUUUCUGUUGAUUAUAAUUAUCAAAGAAAUUUCUAUGUAUUGUUAUCCACUGCAUGUCUUUAAAUUUUAAUGAAAGAUGUGCUAUUUUAAUGUUUGUUGUGUCCCAUAUGCAAAUCUUACAGAUCUCUUGCAAAGCAAACAUUCAGAUUUUGUAGGCGGCUAAUGUAGCUCAUGUCCAUUACAUUUCCAGUAGCGAAUUGUGCCAUGUAUCAAAAGUGCUUUUAAUGUUAAGCUAUUAUUAAUUGUUAUAAUGUGAAACAUGGUUAGCUUGGUGCAAGCAUUGUCAAAUGUAUCAU
This is a messenger RNA of Saccostrea cuccullata (small rock oyster), 3081 nucleotides long. RefSeq lists its product as uncharacterized. Gene Ontology annotation, cellular component: nucleus. NCBI's taxonomy places the organism in Eukaryota, Metazoa, Mollusca, Bivalvia, Ostreida, Ostreidae. Gene Ontology annotation, biological process: regulation of transcription by RNA polymerase II. The record is from RefSeq and is a predicted model, not a curated record. Gene Ontology annotation, molecular function: RNA polymerase II transcription regulatory region sequence-specific DNA binding; DNA-binding transcription factor activity, RNA polymerase II-specific. The coding region runs from base 96 to 2582 and encodes 828 amino acids. The transcript has 9 exons.